UGGUUGUGGUUGUGACAGCGCAAGUGGGCGGGAUUUUACCUCAGAUCGGGGGAGAGAGUCUAGUCUUUGGUGAGACUGAGGGGGAGUUACAGAGAGAAAGGGACCUGGGGUGCUCUUCAGAGAACGGAAUCUUCAUGCAUGGUGAUCUCUGGCUCUGUGGGUGAUCCUUCGUCACCAUGAGAGACUAGGAACUCAGCUCUCCAAGGGAAAUGGCUUGUUUCAUAAAACCCCAUCCCUCCUACCCGGCGUAUGACUCCACCUGCCUGUAAAGGGCCCGUCAGCUGUUCAUUGGAAUUAUCACUGUUCGCUGUCUUGAGGAUUUAAAGUUUUCCGGACCUUUUUAUUUUUCCCCCCCUCCUCCAAACCCCGCUGUCGAGUCAAAGCAGCAACGCUUUGCAGUAGACUGGUGAAGCAGCAAGACAAUGGCGAACAACUCGUACAGUGGGGUGAAGAACUCCAUGGUGGAGGCCAACCACGAUGGAGAGUUUGGCUGCACACUCAAAGAACUGCGCUCCUUAAUGGAACUGAGAGGCGCCGAGGCGCUAACUAAAAUUGGGGAAUCUUAUGGGGAUAUUCAAGGACUCUGCAAUCGGUUAAAAACAUCAGCUGUGGACGGUCUAAGCGGACAGCCUACAGACAUUGAGAAGCGGAAAACAGUGUUUGGGCAGAAUCUAAUACCGCCCAAAAAGCCCAAAACUUUCUUACAAUUAGUGUGGGAAGCACUACAGGAUGUCACGCUGAUUAUCCUAGAAGUGGCAGCCAUAGUUUCACUAGGCCUUUCUUUUUAUAGACCUCCAGAUGCUGAAAGAGAUCACUGUGGAAAAGCUGCUGGUGGCGUGGAGGACGAGAACGAGUCCGAGGCGGGCUGGAUCGAGGGCGCCGCCAUCCUUCUGUCAGUUAUCUGCGUGGUGCUGGUGACGGCGUUUAACGACUGGAGUAAAGAGAAGCAGUUCAGGGGCCUCCAGAGCCGCAUCGAGCAGGAACAGAAAUUUACUGUCGUCCGUGGAGGACAAGUUAUUCAAAUUCCUGUGGCUGAGAUUGUGGUUGGCGAUAUUGCACAAAUAAAAUAUGGUGACCUCUUGCCUGCUGAUGGAGUCCUCAUCCAAGGCAACGAUCUGAAGAUCGAUGAGAGCUCGCUCACAGGGGAGUCCGACCAUGUCAAGAAAACACAAGAAAAAGAUCCAAUGCUGUUAUCAGGCACCCAUGUAAUGGAAGGCUCAGGGAAAAUGGUGGUCACUGCUGUGGGUGUCAACUCACAAACUGGAAUUAUCUUCACUUUACUCGGGGGCGGCGAGGAUGACGAGGACGAUGAGGAGGAAAAGAAGAAGGAAAAAGAAGAGAAGAAGAAGCAGAAAAAAAAUAAGAAGCAAGAUGGCUCUGUGGAAAAUCGCAAGAAAGCUAAAGCACAGGACGGCGCUGCCAUGGAGAUGCAGCCGCUGAACAGCGAUGAGGGAGCCGACGCAGAGGAGAAAAAGAAAGCCAACCUGCCGAAGAAGGAGAAGUCUGUGCUGCAGGGAAAACUCACCAAGCUAGCAGUUCAGAUUGGAAAAGCAGGUCUGGUCAUGUCAGCCAUCACUGUCAUUAUCCUGGUGGUGCUGUUCGUGGUCGACACGUUCUGGAUCCAGAAUCUGCCCUGGGUCAAGGACUGCACCCCCAUUUACAUCCAGUUCUUUGUGAAAUUCUUCAUCAUCGGCGUCACUGUCCUGGUGGUGGCCGUCCCCGAAGGCCUGCCGCUCGCUGUAACAAUCUCCCUGGCAUACUCUGUUAAGAAAAUGAUGAAAGAUAACAACCUGGUGCGUCACUUGGACGCCUGUGAGACGAUGGGCAACGCCACCGCCAUCUGCUCCGACAAGACCGGCACCCUGACCAUGAACCGCAUGACGGUGGUGCAGGCCUACAUAGCCGAGAAACACUACAAGAAGAUCCCCGAGCCGGAGAACAUCCCCUCCUCCUCCUUAGACAUGCUUAUUCUGGGCAUUGCCGUCAACUGCGCCUACACUACUAAGAUCAUGCCCCCGGAGAAGGAAGGGGGUCUGCCACGACAGGUUGGAAACAAGACCGAAUGUGCCUUGCUUGGCUUUUCUAAUGACUUAAAACGGGACUACCAGAGCAUCCGCAACGAGAUCCCCGAGGAGAAACUCUACAAAGUCUACACCUUCAACUCGGUCCGCAAAUCUAUGAGCACCGUGUUGAAGAUGGCCGAUGGCAGCUACCGCAUGUUCAGCAAAGGAGCAUCGGAAAUCCUCCUAAAAAAGUGCUAUAAAAUCCUGACGGCAAACGGCGAGCCGAAGGUGUUCCGUCCGCGCGACAGAGACGACAUGGUGAAGAAGGUGAUCGAGCCCAUGGCCUCAGAGGGCCUGAGGACCAUCUGCCUUGCUUAUAGGGACUUCUCCACCGCCGACGGGGAGCCCGACUGGGACAACGAAAACGACAUCCUCACUGGACUCACCUGCAUCUGCGUGGUGGGCAUCGAGGACCCCGUGCGGCCGGAGGUCCCAGACGCUAUCAGGAAAUGCCAGCGAGCUGGCAUCACGGUGCGGAUGGUGACUGGGGACAACAUAAACACAGCUCGAGCCAUCGCCACCAAGUGUGGCAUCCUCCAGCCUGGAGAUGACUUCCUCUGCCUGGAGGGGAAAGAGUUCAAUCGGAGGAUACGUAAUGAGAAAGGAGAGAUCGAACAAGAACGCAUUGACAAGAUCUGGCCCAAACUACGAGUACUAGCUCGCUCUUCUCCCACAGACAAACACACCUUAGUAAAAGGCAUAAUCGACAGCACAGUGGCAGAACAGAGGCAAGUGGUCGCGGUAACAGGAGACGGUACAAAUGACGGUCCCGCCUUGAAGAAAGCCGACGUCGGCUUCGCCAUGGGAAUCGCCGGGACAGACGUCGCCAAGGAGGCGUCUGACAUCAUUCUGACCGACGACAACUUUUCCAGCAUCGUCAAAGCCGUCAUGUGGGGACGAAACGUCUACGACAGCAUCUCGAAAUUCCUCCAGUUUCAGUUAACUGUCAAUGUAGUGGCUGUCAUUGUAGCAUUUACAGGAGCCUGCAUCACACAAGACUCCCCGCUGAAGGCAGUGCAGAUGUUGUGGGUCAACCUGAUCAUGGACACCUUCGCCUCGCUAGCGCUGGCCACCGAGCCGCCCACAGAAUCCCUGCUGCUGAGGAAGCCGUACGGCCGCAACAAGCCGCUCAUCUCCCGCACCAUGAUGAAAAACAUCCUGGGCCAGGGAGUGUACCAGCUGAUCAUCAUCUUCACCCUGCUCUUUGCCGGAGAGAAGCUGUUCGACAUCGACAGCGGCAGGGACGCGCCCCUCCACGCGCCCCCCUCCGAGCACUACACCAUCGUCUUCAACACCUUUGUCCUGAUGCAGCUUUUCAACGAAAUCAACGCGCGCAAGAUCCACGGCGAGAGGAACGUCUUCGAGGGCAUCUUCAACAACAUGAUCUUCUGCAGUAUCGUCUUUGGAACCUUCGUCAUCCAGAUCGUCAUCGUGCAGUUCGGAGGGAAGCCGUUCAGCUGCGUGGCUCUGUCUAUCGACCAGUGGCUGUGGUGCACUUUCUUAGGCUUUGGAUCCCUUCUCUGGGGACAGGUGAUCUCCUCAAUACCCACCAGCCGCUUAAAAUUCUUGAAAACGGCGGGCCACGGCACCCAGAAAGAGGAAAUCCCCGACGAAGAGCUGGAGGAGCUGGAGGACAUGGACGAGAUCGACCACGCUGAGCGGGAGCUUCGCCGAGGACAGAUCCUCUGGUUCCGAGGCCUCAACCGCAUCCAGACUCAGAUGGAUGUAGUGAGUGCGUUCCAGAGUGGAACUUCCUUUCAGGGGGCUCUGAGGCGGCAGGCCUCCAACUCCAGCCAACAGCAGCACGAUAUCCGGGUGGUGAAUGCAUUCCGCAGCUCCAUCUCCCUCUAUGAGGGGCUGGAGAAGCCCGAGUCGCGAACAUCGAUCCACAACUUUAUGACGCACCCCGAAUUCCGGAUAGAGGACUCUGAGCCCCACAUCCCCCUCAUCGACGACACCGACGCGGAGGACGACGCCCCCACCAAGCGCAACUCCGCCAGCCCGCGCAACGCCACGCCCACGCCGCCCUCGCCCACGCCCUCGCCCGCCACCACCGCCGCCCCCAGCACGCCGGUCUCCCCCUCCCCGAACCAGAACAAUAACGCUGUGGAGAGCAGCAACCACCUCCUCCCAGAGCCCCCCAAGUCGGGGACCCCCUCGGCCCCGGGCAGCCCCCUACACAGCCUGGAGACCUCGCUUUGAUCCCAGCGAGACCCCCCCCCCCCCCUCCCCCCGCCCCCCAGCUCCACACGUCAACACCUCUUUUUCUACCCGCCACUCAGACGAGGAGAGGGAACACUCGGGGAGGAGGGACGGAGAGCGGCGUCCGGCGGCGAGCCCCGGCGGCGAGGACAGCAGACAUUCAGAGGAAUGUAACGGAUUGGUGUGGAUUCUUUGCUCUUCUUUUCUUUUUGGUUCCUAUUAACACCCCCGUUGCGACACAGAGACUCCGUCUUCAACCCCCCCCCCCCCACACACACAAACACACACACACACACACACACCCCCCUCCUCCUCCUCCUCCUCCUCGGUAACAUUUGUUUUUCUCGGUAACAAGGGGUGACUAUAAACUCAGAUUGAAAGUGACCUGUUUUUAUUAUUCUAAUAUUAUUGCUAUUAUUUGAAUUGAGAAGGGGAGGAGCUCCUCCCGGCUUGAAGAUCGUCUGUAAGAUUUUUUUUUUUUUUUUUUUUUGAAAGAACCUUUAGCUUCUCUUUUAUCUGAAUGGUGUUGUAUAUUUAUCUCUUUGGCCCUUUUUGCUCAUUCAAAACUUAUUUCUGCUCCAUCGGCUGUUAAUAUUUUGAGUUAUUUAUGUUUUUGGAAAAAAAAAGCAGGUCUGUUUACAAAGUUUGUAGAUACUUUUUUUCUGUUUGUAGGCAAAAGAGCUUCCUGAUGUAUGAUGCAGAAAACUGGGACAGAAUAGAAAAACGAAUGAGAGGAUUAUUUCAGAUACUGCUGUAUUUUCAGGAAAAAAAAGGGUGUUUCUAUUGAAACUUAACUAUUUUUGCCUGCAAUUUUUAUUUGUUAUAUAUUUGUAGAUAAAUAUAGAACCUUCUAGCCAAACCGACAAACACUAAGGCUUGUAUAGAAAAGAGGUCGACGGGACGCGGAGGUUUUCACAGGAUUCAGGACGGGAAAGACGAUUCGAGGCCUCUGUCCACUCACAUCCGCUAUAAAUAUUUACUUCUUCCAUUUCUUCGAUAGUUUUCAUGUGCACAAAAACCUUCUGGAGUUCUUGGGUUCUCUCUUCUUUUUUUUUUUUCUUUUUUUUUUUUCUUCAUUAUUGUGUUGAAGAAUUUCCACAUGUUGAAAGGUUCCAGUCGUUGGCGCCCGGGCCCGUAUUUAGCAAGCAUGAGAGUCGGACGAGGAAACAAAGUCUUACCUCGGAGCUGGAAGCCUCCCACGCUCGCCUUCAAGCAGGAAGCAGUUUUCCUUCAUAGAUUUAUAAAUCCCAUUCACCACAGGGAGGAGAAAGUCCUUGUAUGAGAUGCUAAUUUUAGGUUUAAGAAAAUAAAAAUUGCAUUUUUUUUGUUUUUGUUUUUUUAAUGCCAAAACUCAAAAGCACUAAAACUUGCGCCGUGUUGCAAAGCUUUUUCCAAGGAGUUGUAUCUUAUUUAUUUCUCUGCACAACGUUCAUACAGACAACAUGAAUGUGCCUUGGCUUCAAGAAUUAAUUUUAUCCGUCGCCUUCAGGAAAAAAAAAAAAAAAAAGAAGAAAAAAAACUCCUCAGAUAAAUAAAUGACUUCUUCAGCUAAACGCAGGACCAAAUAAACCUCAACAUUUUAGGUCGGCUAGGUCUGAUUUCCUCCAUCUGGAUGCUUGGUAAAUAUGGACCCUGGUCGUUAUUUUCAAAAGAAAAUAGUAAUUUUCUUUUUCUUUUGUUUUUCAGCAAAAACAUUUAGCUCCCCGCCUGCCAAUGUACAAUACAGACAUUUGUUUACUCAGGCAUAGAAAAGUAUUUAAUUUUAAAGGAAUUGAUAAUGAAAAGAACCUUUUAACUUUAGACUCUGUGUAUUUAGAUAGCAAAACAUCGUCUUGUUCGGAAAAAAGCAAGUGAGUUAUUUUCAUAUUUCAUUCACUUAAAACUCAUUCUUUUAGCAAAAAUGUUUGAAUUCUCCUCCAAGUUCUGGUUUGUUGGAAUUAAAUUAUGAAACUCUAAGGUGGGGGGAAAAAGCUUGUUUCUUUUUUUUUUUUUUGUCUUUUUGUUUUGCCUUGGACCUUGUUCAUAAGACUCCUCUCACCGUUAAUAAAAUGUUGCUGCAUUUGGUUUGUUUGUAAAAUAUUUUUGACACCUGAUGUACUGGAAACGCUAAAUAAAUUGGACAUGUGCAUUUUUUUCAAGAAUAAAGACUAUAGGCUUACACUGGUAUCUAUCUGCACAGGGUACUUUAUUUCAUAGCGUUCCUAAGGGGGAAUAAGAGUUUUGAUACAAAUCAUAGUUAAAAAAAAAAAAUAAUAUGUACCUUUGUAUUUUUAUGAGAACACUGAUGAUACCUUUCAUCGAACUAAACCAAUUUUGGAUGAUUUGACACCAACCACGUUCUAUAGAGGGAGGGUUUUGGCCACUAAAAAAAAAAAAAAUGUGUUUUGUUCUGGAAUAUUCAUCUCAGGGUGCAAAUGAUGUGAAAGAGAACAGGCCUCUUUUAAGUUUGCAUAUUAACACAAUUGAUUAAUUGUUUGGGAUGUUUUUCUUGGGGGGGGGGGGGGAACUCGGGCGGCGGGUUGCAGAUUCUUCCUGCAGCCGACAGGAAAGGAAGCGGAAAUGUUCAAUCGCAACCUUCUCUGAGGGAAAUAUGUUUCUGUUUUUUUUCCUUUUCUUUCACAGAUGACAAAAAUAUAGCAGCUAGGACGGCGUAUAAAUGAGAACUCGAAAAAAGAUGAGGAAUCCAUGUCGAGGAGUUUGUUCUGUAGCUUCUUCCUGUAAUGGGAAUGAAUGUUUUUCCAUCUGUUUUAUGGAUUAUUAUUUUUUUAUCUUUUAACAUUUGGAAAUAAAAAAAA
Molecule: messenger RNA, 7060 nt
Organism: Salarias fasciatus (jewelled blenny)
Lineage: Eukaryota; Metazoa; Chordata; Actinopteri; Blenniiformes; Blenniidae
Gene: atp2b1a
Product: ATPase plasma membrane Ca2+ transporting 1a
Exons: 22
Coding region: 423-4265 (1280 amino acids)
Biological process (GO): regulation of cytosolic calcium ion concentration; calcium ion transmembrane transport
Cellular component (GO): intracellular membrane-bounded organelle; plasma membrane
Molecular function (GO): ATP hydrolysis activity; PDZ domain binding; P-type calcium transporter activity
Source: RefSeq, a predicted model, not a curated record